AUGACUUCACAACAAACACCACAGUCGCCGGCAUCGCCGCGGGGUAUGGCCAGCAUGUCGCGACCCAUUAUCCAGUCUAUGCCCGACACACGGCAGCAGUCGUUUGAGGAGAUCUACGGCCCGCCCGAGAACUUUCUCGAGAUCGAGGUGCGCAACCCGCGAACCCACGGCAUGGGCCGCAACAUGUAUACGGACUAUGAGAUCCUCUGCCGGACCAACAUCCCCUCGUUCAAGCUGCGGCAAUCGACGGUGCGCCGCCGCUACAGCGACUUUGAGUACUUUCGCGACAUACUCGAGCGCGAGAGCGCCCGCGUCACCAUCCCGCCCCUGCCCGGCAAGGUCUUUACCAACCGCUUCAGCGACGACGUGAUUGAGAACCGCCGCCAGGGUCUGGAAAAGUUCCUCAAGAUUGUCGUGGGACAUCCCCUCUUGCAGACGGGCAGCAAGGUCCUGGCUGCUUUUGUUCAGGACCCAAACUGGGAUCGUAACGCUUGGUGA
Messenger RNA from Pestalotiopsis fici W106-1, 498 nucleotides. Its product is annotated as Sorting nexin-3. The record is from RefSeq and is a predicted model, not a curated record. Gene Ontology annotation, biological process: late endosome to Golgi transport; endocytic recycling. Gene Ontology annotation, molecular function: phosphatidylinositol-3-phosphate binding. Gene Ontology annotation, cellular component: retromer complex; early endosome membrane. NCBI's taxonomy places the organism in Eukaryota, Fungi, Ascomycota, Sordariomycetes, Amphisphaeriales, Sporocadaceae. Bases 1 to 498 code for a protein of 165 amino acids. The transcript has 3 exons.